AAAAAAAAAAAAAAAAAAAAAAAACACAGAAAGAGAGCAAUACCAAAAAUCUCUUUUCGUCUUAGCCAAAAACAAAAAUCCAUAAAUUCAAAAACCCUAGCAGUGUCAUGAUCGUAUGCUCUCGGGCGCAUCGUAGCGGGCUCCAUCAUCAUCAUCAUUAUCAUCAUCAUCACCACCAUGAUCAACUCGGCGAACGGCAUGAUGUCAACGGCGGCCGCCGCCUCUUCUUCCUCUGCAUCGGGAAACGCGCAAUCGCCUGGUCUCAAGACCUAUUUCAAGACUCCCGAAGGCCGAUACAAGCUCCACUACGAGAAAACUCAUCCCUCCGGCUUUCUUCACUACACCCAUGGAAAAACCGUCACUCAGGUGACCUUAGCACAUCUCAAAGACAAGCCUUCUCCGUCGACCCCGCCUGCCUCAUCGUCUACCUUCGGUGCUAGCACCGGUGUACGAUCGGCAGCUGCCAGGUUUCUGAUUAGUAGCAAUGGGAGCCGGGCACUUAGCUUUGUUGGAGGCAAUGGUGGGAGCAAGAGCGUGAAUGCAAGUAAAGUUGGGUCGUUAGGGGUUUCGAGUUCGACUAGUGUGAGCUCUACUUCGAAUUUUGAUGGCAAAGGAACUUAUUUGAUUUUUAAUGUGGGCGAUGCAAUCUUUAUAAGUGAUUUGAAUUCCCAAGACAAGGAUCCCAUAAAGUCUAUACAUUUUAAUAACUCAAACCCCAUUUGCCAUGCAUUUGAUCAAGACGCAAAGGAUGGGCAUGAUUUGAUUAUUGGACUGAGUUCGGGAGAUGUCUACUCAGUGUCGCUGAGACAGCAAUUGCAGGACGUUGGAAAGAAGCUUGUUGGGGCUCAGCAUUAUAACAAAGAUGGUUCUGUUAAUAACAGUCGUUGUACAAGUGUUGCAUGGGUGCCUGGAGGUGAUGGCGCUUUUGUAGUUUCUCAUACCGAUGGGAACUUGUAUGUGUAUGAGAAGAGCAAAGAUGGUGCAGGUGAUUCUUCAUUCCCUGUCAUCAAAGAUCAAACUCAAUUUUCUGUUUCACAUGCUCGCUAUAGUAAGAGCAACCCAGUUGCCAGGUGGCAUAUUUGCCAAGGUUCAAUUAAUAGCAUUGCUUUCUCAACUGAUGGGACCUAUUUAGCUACUGUUGGAAGAGACGGUUAUUUACGUGUUUUUGACUACUCUAGAGAGCAACUCGUAUGUGGUGGAAAAAGUUAUUAUGGUGCUCUCUUAUGUUGUGCGUGGAGCGUGGAUGGAAAAUACAUUUUGACGGGAGGAGAAGAUGAUUUGGUUCAAGUUUGGAGCAUGGAAGAACGAAGGGUUGUUGCCCGGGGUGAGGGGCAUAACUCCUGGGUCAGUGGAGUGGCUUUUGAUUCAUAUUGGUCGUCACCAAAUUCAGGUGGCACAGAAAAUGUUACGUAUCGGUUUGGUUCUGUUGGUCAGGACACACAGUUGCUCCUGUGGGAACUGGAAGUGGAAGAGAUUGCUGUACCAGUGCGUAGACUGCCAGGUGGUUCUCCCACUUAUAGCGCUGGAAGCCAGUCAUCCCAUUGGGAUAGUGUUUGCCCAAUUGGCACUCUCCAACCUGCUCCAAGCAUGCGAGAUAUUCCAAAGCUCUCACCGCUGGUUGCUCAUCGGGUGCACACUGAGCCCCUUUCUGGUUUGAUUUUCACUCAGGAAUCUGUUCUUACCGUCUGCCGAGAGGGGCAUAUAAAGAUUUGGAUCAGACCCGGAGUUGCAGAUAACCAGUCAAAUAAUGCCGAAACUGUCUUGAGUACCAGCUUGAAGGAGAAACCUUCAUUGUCAAGUAAGGUCGGAAAUUCAAGCUACAAGCAAUGACCAAACUGUUGCUAGACUCGAGGCAAAACCGAGCUAUUUUUUUUUUUCCUUUUCCAUUUAAAUUACGGUUUUAUUUGCUUGUGUAGCUGUUUUUCGCCUAUCGUCCCAGUUGGUUUUAAGAACUGGCACCAAUGAGAUUUAACCAACGGGGUUUUAUUGUAUAGGACCAAAAUGGCCAUUUGAAGGCACUAUGAGGUUGGAGGAGGAGGAGGGAAUAUCCCUUUUGUAAGUACAGAACGGCCUUUCUAGGAUAUGUCUAAUUACUCACAGGAAUAAUUGAAGGCGCAAUCUUUGAAAUUUGUAUAUCUUAGAAGUGCGUUUUAAGUGGUUAUGGUUUACAUAAUAUAUGAAUCUUCAAGCGAUUCACUUUACUAAAUUUUGUUGGAUCCU
Molecule: messenger RNA, 2220 nt
Organism: Morus notabilis
Lineage: Eukaryota; Viridiplantae; Streptophyta; Magnoliopsida; Rosales; Moraceae
Product: WD repeat-containing protein 20
Exons: 11
Coding region: 178-1830 (550 amino acids)
Molecular function (GO): protein binding
Source: RefSeq, a predicted model, not a curated record